Molecule: messenger RNA, 2439 nt
Organism: Serinus canaria (Common canary)
Lineage: Eukaryota; Metazoa; Chordata; Aves; Passeriformes; Fringillidae
Gene: MAN1B1
Product: mannosidase alpha class 1B member 1
Exons: 13
Coding region: 67-2091 (674 amino acids)
Biological process (GO): N-glycan processing; carbohydrate metabolic process
Cellular component (GO): membrane; endoplasmic reticulum
Molecular function (GO): mannosyl-oligosaccharide 1,2-alpha-mannosidase activity; calcium ion binding
Source: RefSeq, a predicted model, not a curated record
GGGUUGCCGGAAGCGGCCGCUCCGUCCCGCGGGGCCAUGGCGGCAGGCGGCCGUUGAGGCGCCGUCAUGUACUCGGGUGCCGCCGCCGCCGCCGCGGGAUCGCCGCGCCGGGACUUCAUCUCCGUCACUCUCGGCCCAGAGGAGGCGGCCGGGAUCGGUGGCUAUAACAACAGCAAGGCUUGGCGGCGGCGCUCCUGCUGGCGGAAAUGGAAGCAGCUGUCCCGACUCCAGCGGAGUGUCAUUCUCUUCCUGUUUGCAUUCUUGGCAGUGUCUGGAGUAAUUUCGUUCACAGGCAUGGGGGAAACAUGGAAAAGUAUAACAAACAAGUCAUUGGAUGAUCAGAGAACAGAACAAGAAAUUCCUAGAUUGAAGCUGGCAAAUCCAGCUGUUCUACCAGCACCCCAGAAAGCAGAUGCCAACCAUGGAGACUACCCUGAGUUUUCACUGCAGAAGCCACCGAAACAACCUCAUGUUCGUCGUGGUCCUUCCAAUCUUCAGAUCAAGGCACCACGGAGAGACAUGAGGCUGAAGACCCAACAUGAUACCAUGAGGGCUGUUGAAGAGCUGGUCGAAGCGGAUAAAGUAGAGAAAACAGAGAAAUCUAUUAUCAGCUGGAGAGGAGCAGUGAUAGAACCUGACCAAAGCACUGAACCUCCAUCCAGUAAAAUAAUGGAACUAGAAAAACCUUCAUCUGUGGAAACUGAAGACCAGAAAGAACCAGUGCCCAUCAAUGAGCGCCAGCUGGCUGUGAUUGAAGCCUUCCGCCAUGCCUGGAAAGGGUACAAGGAUUUUGCCUGGGGCCAUGAUGAGCUGAAGCCUUUGUCCAAGUCCUACAGCGAGUGGUUUGGACUUGGGCUUACCUUAAUUGAUGCAUUGGAUACCAUGUGGAUUUUAGGCUUAAAAGAAGAGUUUGAAGAAGCAAGAAAAUGGAUAGCGAAUGAUUUAGUCUUUGAUAAAAAUGUGGAUGUGAACCUAUUUGAGAGCACUAUCCGUAUCCUGGGUGGCUUGCUGAGCACCUAUCACCUCUCUGGAGAUAGCCUUUUCCUGGAAAAAGCUAAAGACAUUGGAAACAGGCUUAUGCCAGCAUUCAGGACGCCCUCUAAGAUACCUUAUUCUGAUGUCAACAUUGGUCGGGGCACUGCACAUCCCCCUCGCUGGACAUCUGACAGCACUGUGGCAGAGGUGACCAGCAUUCAGUUGGAGUUCAGGGAGCUCUCUCGUCUGACUGGAAAUGAGAAAUUCCGGAAAGCUGUAGAUGAGGUGAUGAAGCAUGUUCACAUCCUCUCAGGUAAAAAUGAUGGCCUCGUGCCUAUGUUCAUCAACACCAACAGUGGGCAGUUCACCCACCUGGGGGUCUACACUCUGGGAGCCAGAGCUGACAGCUACUAUGAGUAUCUGCUCAAGCAGUGGAUUCAGGGUGGAAAGAAAGAAAAUGAGCUGUUGGAAGACUAUAUGAGAGCCAUAGAAGGAGUAAAAAAGCAUCUUCUUCAGAGAUCAGAACCCAAGAAACUUACUUUUGUAGGAGAGCUUGCUCAUGGCCAUUUCAGUGCCAAGAUGGAUCACUUAGUUUGCUUCUUGCCGGGUACUUUAGCACUGGGAGCUCACAAUGGACUGGCUGCUGAUCAUAUGAAAUUGGCUGAAACUCUCAUAGAAACCUGCUACCAGAUGUAUGCUCAAGCAGAGACAGGCCUGAGCCCAGAGAUUGUACACUUCAACCUCCAUGCACAGAAGGGCCAUAAGGAUGUAGAAAUCAAGCCUGCAGACAGGCACAAUUUAUUGCGACCAGAAACUGUGGAAAGCCUUUUUUAUAUGUACAGAUUCACUGGUGAUAAGAAAUAUCAGGACUGGGGCUGGGAAAUCUUGCAGAAUUUCAACAGAUACACCAGGGUUCCUACAGGUGGUUAUACUUCUAUUAACAAUGUUCAGAAUCCCAGUAAUCCAGAGCCACGGGAUAAAAUGGAGAGCUUCUUCCUUGGGGAAACACUCAAAUACAUGUUUCUGCUCUUCUCAGAUGACAUAGACUUAAUCAACCUUGAUAAAUACGUCUUUAACACAGAGGCUCAUCCACUCCCUAUCUGGGUACCAUCAUAGACUCUACAUCAGUGGAUCUUCCAGUGGUGGCAUUUUUAUCUUCAAGUUACUUUACUUUUCAGGGUUUGAGGAGAGAUGCUAUAAUGCACCUUUUUUAACUUCAAACAACAGACAAAAGCUUGGGAAAAGCAUCUCUGGUUUGAAGAAAUCACAUCAGUCUUAAAUCUAAUCUCUAGUACUGGGAUGGGCAAAGCUGUGCCAUAUGAAGCUGGUUUCCCUGGUGCUGAGGUUCAGAAGGUAAUUGUAAUGUGGACCAUGACAUUCUCGGGGCUCUGGUGGCCCACUUAACUGAUGACUCACUUAUGUCAGUGUUACUAAAUGCUCAUUAAAUACUGAGAAUGCAGCGAA